AUGUGUAAUAAAAAGUGUUCAGUUAGUGUGAGCAAUAAUUCUAUUUAUAUAAUGCAGGGUGGCUUUAUUAGUAUAUAUUCAAUAGAGAAUAUGAAGGAAAUAACCCGAAUUAACCCUAAAAUAGAAUUUGAUAAAUUUAUGCUAAUUAACGAGUAUAUGUACAUUAUUAUAGGAGAGAGUGUAUAUUAUAAUACACAAUGUAUAAAAAGUAAUGAACAAUUUAUAGAACAGUGUGUAAUAAGUAAUGAGCAAUGUGUAAAAAGUAAUGAGCAGUGUGUAAUAAGUAAUGAACAAUUUAAGUUUAUAGGGCGUAUACAGUGUAAUACAUAUCCAGAUAUGUAUAUUUAUAAGGAUAAGUUAUUCUUAUAUAAGUAUGAUAACGUAUCUGGUACUAUUUCUGUGUAUAAUGAUAAUACUGUGAGUACAUUAGAUAUAACCCGAUCUAACCCUAUAUUUAUUAUAAUAGAUUGUGUAAUAUAUUAUAUUAACAAUUACGGGUUAUAUCAGUAUGAUAUGAUAACCCGAGUAACCCAAGAAAUAAUUUCAGGUUCUAAAAUUCCCAAAGCGGAAAUAUUUUCACUUGAGAAGACUGAAAAAUAUUUUAUAAUUGGCACGAGUGCAUUACUUUUAAUAUAUUGUAUACAAAGUAAUGUGCUAAGGCGGGUUACGUGGCACUCAUCUCCUGUUAUAUUUAUACAGCGAGUAGCCGGCGACUUAAUUAUAUCACAGGCCAGGAAUGGGAAUAUUUUACUGACUGAUUGUGACUCACUUAGUAAUACGUUUAUUACUGUUGAUUAUUCCCUAAUUAGAGAAAAUUUUAAAGGAAAGUCCGUUAUAGACAGGAAAAUUUUUAUUACCAAAUCGGGAUAUAUAGUAAUUAAAACAAAAACCAUGAUUAAGGUGAUAAACAUACCCAGUAAGGUGUGUGAGUAUGUUUAUUUAUUAGAGAAUUCCAGGAAGCACUUAGAAAUACCUGAAAUAGAAGAAGAGGAGGAGAAGUUUUUACCAAAUUUUAAUGAAAAUCCAGAAAAACGGUUUAUUACCAAAUUAGACAGUAAAAAUUUUUACGUACCUGAAUCCACUGUGUAUCAUUUAGACAAUGCAUUAGUAUUUACUACGGAUGGUGUUAUAUACCGCGUGAUGAAAGAGUUAGUCACGAUAGAAGACUUUUUCUAUUCAAACGGCCAUAUUCUUAUUUUUAUAACAGAAGAUGAAGAAAAGUCCGUUAUAACUGAAAAAUUUUUAUCAAAAAUUUCAGACAAAAAAACCGCCAAAUUAUACAAAUUAGGCAAAAACCGUGUUGAGCGAGUAUUUUAUGGGUGCAUUGAAUUAGACGGCAUGAGGAUAACUGAAAUGGAAGUAAUUACUGAUGACCGGGUCAUAUUAAGUCUAGCAGACGGCGAGUCACAGUGCACUACCAGGUCGUAUGAGUAUAAGGACAUGACUAUAUACACAUAGUAUAAUAAGUUAUACAGGGUAAGACUUUAAACU
Nematocida parisii ERTm1 is the source of this 1491-nucleotide messenger RNA. RefSeq lists its product as uncharacterized. The record is from RefSeq and is a predicted model, not a curated record. Bases 1 to 1458 code for a protein of 485 amino acids. The transcript has a single exon. NCBI's taxonomy places the organism in Eukaryota, Fungi, Microsporidia.